AUAAAUUUAUAACCAUUUUCAUACACUAAUGUUGGACUAUGGAGAAUGAAAAGAAUAAAAUACAAGAAAGAUAUCUUCUACAAGCAAUCGAUGAAUUAGGAAAAGGUUCAAAAUUGCUUUGGAUUGCUUUUUUUCUCAGUGUUAUAAAUUCAAUAGUGAUCGCAUUACACACAAUGUCAUAUAUCUUCUUAGUUGAAAUUCCUGAACAUUGGUGCCAUAUUCCAGAACUGUUAGAUGCUAACUGGACAAAUGAGCAAAUACAAAAUAUUUCAGCAGUGGAUAGAUGUCUGAUGUAUGACUACAAUUAUACACAUCUUGUGCACUUAGGCUAUGAAAACGCUGGAAAACAUGUUGAAGAUUUUUUAGUUAACACUAGUCUUGUUCCUUGUUCUUCCUUCGUUUUUGACAAAAGUGAAAAAUCAACAAUCGUAAAUGAAUGGAGCUUGAUUUGUGAUCGACAAUUUUACCGAGCAAGUACUUAUUUGAUCUAUACAUUUGGAAAGCUUUUGGGUCUUGGAGGAUUGGGAGUAUUCGCUGACAAGUAUGGCAGAAAAAAAGCAUUGAUAAUAGGUUUGUUUCUACAAAUGAUUGCCACACCUGUAAUUUCUGUUGUUCCCUGGUUUUGGGCAUAUCUUCUCUGUAAGCUAAUGACUGGAAUUAGCGUUGCAACAAUGUUUUCAUCGGGUUACACAAUUAUGUCAGAAAUUGCCAAUGAAAAAAAAAUGAAGCUAUUGGGAACUAUAGUAGAUACAUUUUAUUGUGUAGGAACUGGUAUUCUUAUAAUUAUAUCUUACUAUCUAACAGGUUGGCGAAAUUUACAAUUUUCAAUGUCAUUGUUCACUAUUCCAGCAAUGAUUCUUGUGUGGUUUGUAGACGAGUCUCCACGUUGGUUAAUAUCCCAAAAUCGUCUUGAAGAGGCGAAAAAAAUAAUAGAAAAGUAUCGAAAAGUAUCUAUUUCGCCGGGUCUCCUUACCGAAAGUUUACCUCUUAAAUCUCUACCGAUGAAAGAAUCUAUAGUGGCUGAAGAAAAGCAUCAAGAAAGUUGUAUGGAGCGUUAUCUUGGAAAUAUAGGAAUUUUCCUCGCUGAUCCAAUAUUUAGAAAAAAAAUACUUAUUAUGUAUUUUUCGUUCUUUGUUUGCUUGAUGACAAGCUUUUAUUUAGUUUUCAGUGUUGAUAAUUUUAAAGUAAAUCGCUAUGUGUUCAUGAUAGCAAUAGUAAUUAUUCAAACAACAUCUCUUCUCUUAAUUUCGGUAAUUCUCAGAUUUAUGAGUAGUCAGAAAACAACUAUUAUUCUUUACUGGAUCGCAUCGAUUUGCUUGCUGUCAAUGAUUGCCGUUCCCAACGACAAUGUAUAUAUGAUUUUAGGAUUGACAGUAAUAUCUAAAUUUUGUUUAAGUUCUACAUUUACAACAAAUGUAUUAUUUUCUUUGAAAUUAUUCCCAUCAAGUGUAAGAAACUCAGCUUUAGGAAGUUGUAUGUUGAUGGCCCAAGUUGGAUCAAUGUCAGCGCCAUACCUAGUGGACUUUUUUGGUAAAAUUGCAUCGUGGUCACCUUCUUUGCUUUGCGGUGGCGCACUAUUUAUCGCAGGGCUUCUUUGUUGUAUUGUCCCUGUUUAAUUAAUGAAUUGUAUUAUAAAUAAUUUUUAUAAUUUCUAUUUUUUAAAUUAUUAUUUAAAAUGAU
This is a messenger RNA of Cotesia glomerata, 1680 nucleotides long. RefSeq names its product organic cation transporter protein-like. The coding region runs from base 39 to 1616 and encodes 525 amino acids. Gene Ontology annotation, cellular component: membrane. The transcript is spliced from 6 exons. Gene Ontology annotation, biological process: transmembrane transport. Lineage: Eukaryota; Metazoa; Arthropoda; Insecta; Hymenoptera; Braconidae. Gene Ontology annotation, molecular function: transmembrane transporter activity. The record is from RefSeq and is a predicted model, not a curated record.